This is a messenger RNA of Brugia pahangi, 456 nucleotides long. NCBI's taxonomy places the organism in Eukaryota, Metazoa, Nematoda, Chromadorea, Rhabditida, Onchocercidae. The record is from the annotation of a GenBank genome assembly.
AUGAAAUAUACAUGGCGGUCGAUUGUUGCUACUACAUUAUUCAGUGAUAUUACUGCGGUUUAUACAGAAGUACCAGUAGUUCCGAUUAAUUUUACAGCUAUUCUUAUUGAAAUAGUCAAUAAAUUUCAAUUACAAGGACGGUUAUUUGCUUUACAUAUUUCAUAUAUUGUAUUGGGAUUAUUAUCAGUUUUAUUUAUGUUUGGUUUACCAGUCGUACUACUUUCUGAACAUCAAUUGUGCAAAAAGAAAGAGGAAGAAGAUGCAAAAACGAUGGAACUUGUACCACACGAUAUUUUCGAAGUACAUUAUUCAAAAAUAUUUAGUACAAGCAAUCAUCAUCAAUUUCAAUAUUUAAAUGAAAAAAACAAUGAAUGUCAUAAAAGAGAGAAACAAUGUUGCAACUGUAUUAUCAAUAAUAAUAAUUUAUAUUUGUUAAAUCUCUUUCAUACAAUGUGA